Pisolithus orientalis is the source of this 1390-nucleotide messenger RNA. RefSeq lists its product as uncharacterized. The transcript has 5 exons. The record is from RefSeq and is a predicted model, not a curated record. Bases 89 to 1165 code for a protein of 358 amino acids. Lineage: Eukaryota; Fungi; Basidiomycota; Agaricomycetes; Boletales; Pisolithaceae.
UCACCCGUCUUUUCAACCCGUCUGUCUGUCCCAAAGGAUUUUUUGUUUUCUCCUCCUUCCAUACUAUCCACCAACCAAUUUUCGGACCAUGCCUGGUUUCGCCCUUUCCACUCUUUUUGCUGUAGCCAUUGCUUCAAAAGCCUUCGCUCAACCUGACCCAGCUGACCCUACCCCACUCACCGACAAGCAGUAUGCCUACCCUACCGGCAUCCCUUACCAAGUCGACAACGUCCCCAAUGCUAUUCGUGGCCCUCAAGUCGGUUUCAACAUCUGUAACUCCACCACUCAGAACCAGCAAUCCAUGUGUCAGACGUUGAUGAUGAACAAUAUCGGCGAUUUCUGUCUUUGGGCUCCUCCUCAGCCAAACUCUACUAUUGGUGACACGGAACAGGAGGAAGUCGCAUGGUGCUCCAAGAGUGGCUGGGGGACCCGUCUCAUCCCAGCGGGUGUCUUGACGGGUGUACAAGUUCUCAAGACUAGCAAGUACAUCCAAUUCGCCGGUUUCAUCGACCAAACUCAGGUCGACAUGCAAGCCGGUGACUACGGAGGAGAGCUUGACCCUCACGGUGCCGACUUGCGUGGCAACCCGCUUGGUGGCUUGGUGUACUCCAACGCUUUCCCUAGCAACAACGGGAACAACAACACCUUCCAGCAAGUCAUGGACUGGAACAGCUUCAUCGGUGGAAACCAGUUUUGCUUCACCAUCUGUGACCCCUCUACAUCCAGUGCAGACCAAUCUGCAUACUGCCAGAACACUUACGAUGAGAUUGGCUGCACGUACAACAUGCCCAACAAUGCUCAGAACGGUACCUUCGAAGUUUGUGAUGCUGAUCUCAAAACUCCCGUCGGUCUCUAUGUCACCAACGGCGUCACGAUGACAUAUACGCAGCCCUACACUGGUGUCCCCAGCCCCCCCUACACUCCCGUUGUUCCUAGCUCGUCCAACUGCGUUACUUACAAAUCGACUGACCUGUACACUGGCCUUCCUACCCCUACCGGGGCAUCCGCUUCCACCUCCACUGGCAGUUCCGGAAGUUCUGGCACCAGCACUAAAUCUUCUUCAUCUGCUGGUGCCACUUCCACCUCUAACGGCGCUGCUGCCAUCGGUGUCUCUUCUGUUGCUGGUAUUCUCGGCACACUCUUUGCCAUGGCUUUCCUCUCGUAAAGAAGGAAUUUUUCGAGCCUUUCCACCAUUCCGAGCGUAGGAUUCGCGAGACAUUUAAUACGUACUGCAUCUGUGUCUCGAUUUGAUGUUCUGCCUUGGUGACGAUAUAUGGACAAUCAUUAUAAGUUUACUUCAUCUUUAUCCUCAUUAAGUGUUGAACACUUGACCCUCAUAAUGGAACCUCUCUUUUGUGGAUACCCUGAAACAGAUAUCAUACAAGUCCUG